Molecule: messenger RNA, 1493 nt
Organism: Helianthus annuus (common sunflower)
Lineage: Eukaryota; Viridiplantae; Streptophyta; Magnoliopsida; Asterales; Asteraceae
Product: probable arabinose 5-phosphate isomerase
Exons: 3
Coding region: 196-1227 (343 amino acids)
Biological process (GO): carbohydrate metabolic process; carbohydrate derivative metabolic process
Molecular function (GO): carbohydrate derivative binding; isomerase activity
Source: RefSeq, a predicted model, not a curated record
AGAUAAACCAAGGGCCAAAACUCACAACUCAUUCACAAAAAUAAACUGUCGGUGCAUAACCUCUCCAUCAAUCCAUUUAUUCCCUGUCUGUCACCGCGUUUUUCGCUAUCCCUCAACACCCACAAUUCACCACCACCGGAAAACAUCUCCGGCAACCCAAUCACCACCAAUCACCACUCACCAAACCCCAAAACCAUGGGAUCUCUCCCACAUUUCCUAUCAGACCCACCGUCACAAAAACAACAACAACCCAAUCUCGUCGACCCAAUCAAACUCAAAACCCUCUUCAAAUCCCAACAAAAAUACCUCAACAACUUCUUCGACAAACUCGACCAUUCUCAAGCCCACUUAUUCACCCAAACCCUCUUAAACUCCACCGGCACCAUCUUCAUCACCGGCGUCGGCAAAUCCGGUUUCGUUUCCAAAAACAUUUCACAAACCCUCGUCUCUUUAGGCAUCAAAUCCCAAUUCUUAUCCCCAACAGACGCUCUUCACGGCGACAUUGGGAUAUUAACCGAACAGGAUGUGUUAGUUAUGUUCAGCAAGAGUGGGAACACGGAAGAAUUGUUAAGGUUGGUGCCGUGUGCGAGAGCGAAAGGGGCGUUUUUGAUAUCGGUUACGUCGGUUGAAGGGAAUUCGUUGAUGGGGUUGUGUGAUUUGAAUGUGCAUUUGCCGUUGGAACGGGAAUUGUGUCCGUUUGAUUUGGCGCCGACGACUUCUACGGCGAUUCAGAUGGUGUUUGGGUGUACGGUGGCGAUUGCGAUGAUGGAUGCAAAGUGUUUGACGAAAGAAGGGUAUGCUGCGAAUCAUCCUGCUGGACGGAUUGGCAAGAGUUUGAUCUUUAAGGUGAAGGAUGUAAUGAAGAAGCAAGAAGAACUUCCAGUUUGUAAAGAAGGGGAUCUAAUAAUGGAUCAAUUAGUCGAGCUUACAAGUAAAGGAUGCGGGUGCCUUCUGGUGAUUGAUGAUGAUUACCACCUCAUUGGCACAUUCACCGAUGGCGAUCUCAGGCGAACACUCAAAGCCAGCAAAGAGGGCAUCUUCAAACUCACCGUCGGUGAAAUGUGCAACAGGAACCCGAGAACUAUAACUGCAGAAAGAAUGGCGGUUGAAGCAAUGCAGAAGAUGGAGGCUCCUCCAUCCCCUGUUCAAUUCUUGCCUGUGAUUAAUGAAGAUAACACAUUGAUAGGUAUUGUGACGCUGCAUGGACUGGUGUCUGCCGGUCUUUGAAGCUGCUAUCGGUUCAUUUCUGUUACGGUUUUACUGUGUAGCCUAUAAGAAAGAUUAUUCAUGUUCAUCAUAUACAUCAUAACGGUUGUAUUACUAUUCGCUUCAUUUUUUCAUUGUUCCCCUAGGAUUGUAUGUUAUCCCAUGUAGAUCAAUAUUGUUUAUGUAUAAGGCUCGUGUUGCUUUUUGGUGGUUGUACGCUGCUUAUCUUUAUGCUAAAAGAAUUGCGAGAACCAUAUAAAUAUACGUGUGUACUGCUUUAUGUGUUA